AUUUCUGGAUCUUUCAGAAGUGGUUUCUCCCACAGCAAAGAUGGCGACGCCCUUGUAGUGUUUAGACCGAAAAUUUGCACUUUCCUGAAGUUUUCUUCGUCCUCUUCUCAAUACUGAAGCGUUUUCGUACAUCACAGGCCCGGAAGUCGCUGCGGUAUUUUCUUGACUGAAGAUGGCAGACAUCCCGCCGUGGCUGGAAGACAUCCUGAAAUGGGCGGCGACGAACCCCUGGGAGUUCAUCUACUACGUCCUGCUGUGCCUCUCCCCGUUCUUCUUCAUCAGUGCCCUGUUGUCAUGGAAACUGGCGCAGCAGAUCGACGCCCGAGACAAGGAGAAGAAGAGGAAAGCCAAGAGGGAGGCCAACAUCGCCAAGGCACGGGGACGGGCGAAACAGGACUGACACUAGUGGCAGUAGUUUGUAGUGAAACUCUGGACUGUUGCUUGUGAUAGUCAGCCACUAUGCUAGUACCAUCCUGGAUAGUUAAAAUCUGUUUCAAUAGUUACUAACUAGUGUGGCAACCAGGCUAGUUACCGGGUACCUUUCUAUUUGUGUAGCAUUUAUUGGGAUGUAAGCAGGGUGUGCUUUUUGAUUUCUCGUCUAGUGUACCAUUUUAGUUCCACCCCUUGGUAAGGAUGUCAUCAUUGGUAGAGUAUAGCUUCAAAUGAAAGCUGUCAAUCAAUAAGAAGUUAACCUUUUUGCUGCUUGGUGACUUUUUAACACGAAAUCUGCAUUGUCUUAUAAUGGGAUAGGCAGCAGGCAGAAGAACAUGUGUGUGUGUACAUUAAUUUUGUGUCUUGAUGUACAUGAUUUUUACUAAGCCAUCAAUUGAUGUAAUGUUUUCCUAACUGCAAAUGUCAUGUGUUACCUACCCUACAUUCAGCAACAAAAAGGCAAGACAAUGGAUGUGUUACUGAUUAACUGGAUUAUUUUGAUGAAAAUAAUACAGAAUUAUGAUACUUCAGGGUCCAAACAACUUUAAGUGAACUUGUUCUACAGUUACUGUAGGUCUGCCUCAUGUGUGGAGUUUUGUGUAUUUGCACUUGACAAUGAGACAUGUUUUCAGUGUACAUUGACUUUGAUAAAGUCACAGGGUUUAUACUGUUGUGACCUAUAGAACAGCAAAGUGAUCAAAUCAACUAAAAUGCUGAGAGAAAAUCAUUGCUAAGAGCACUCCAUUGUCCAAUGUCAUUCCAUCCUUCUCAGCUGUUCCCGAUAAAGUUUAAACACAGCAGAUAUUCCCAGUUUGUUGUCUAAUUUGU
This is a messenger RNA of Branchiostoma belcheri (Belcher's lancelet), 1260 nucleotides long. Its product is annotated as small integral membrane protein 15-like. Lineage: Eukaryota; Metazoa; Chordata; Leptocardii; Amphioxiformes; Branchiostomatidae. The coding region runs from base 173 to 400 and encodes 75 amino acids. The transcript is spliced from 2 exons. The record is from RefSeq and is a predicted model, not a curated record.